This is a messenger RNA of Hyaloperonospora brassicae, 1269 nucleotides long. Lineage: Eukaryota; Oomycota; Peronosporomycetes; Peronosporales; Peronosporaceae. The record is from the annotation of a GenBank genome assembly.
AUGCGCCUCUCGUCUUCCAUUCUUCUGAUUUCUGCAGCGGUGUUGACGUGCAACUCCAGUUCCGGGAUACCGGAUGUAAAACGCUCGACGAGAGAUCGGUCCGAAGCUGAGACCGACAGCGCCGAUCCUGUCAAGCGGCUGUUGAGGACGGACGACACCGCGGAUGACGAAUCAAGGACGACGUUGCUCCCUCUGGCAACGGACCUGCAUGUUGUUGAUGCUGUGAAGAGGAUUGAAAUGCAGAUCCCCAAAACUUUGAAUUUAUCUCAGAUGCCUUCAGACAUGGAUCGUCUUAUCGAGCAGGUCAUCGAUUUAUUAAAUGGCCGCGUCUCUAAGUCACUCUCGAAGCCUGUGAUGAAUGGAGGUCGCGCGAAUCGGAAAGGCUCGAAACCAAAGAAGGGUCCGAAAGCACAAAAGGAAGCACACAAAGCCGCCAUCAAAGCUGCAGAGGACAACCGGGAACUGAAGGAGGUAUCCAGGAAGAAGAAGCAGACGCAGCAGGCCAAGCAAAGGGAGGCAGACGUGGAAGAAUGGCUGAAUGAAGGACUAGAUGCUGAUGCGGUGCUCGGUCGUCUGCUGGAGAAUAAGGACGGGUUCAAAAUUCUUAGCGAGUCAGACCUUGUUGCGCUGCAGCGAUUCCUCAUAAAGUCCAAGAAAAAGACGGGCGCGACAUCGGGGUACUUGCUGUUGCGGACGCUGGUGGAAGGCUUCCGUGACGAAGCUGUUGUUGCUCGUAUGUUGUCAGCUGCUAAGGGGAAAGAGGCUAAACCGACUGUCGCAAGUAUAGCCCAAACGCAGCUGCUGCAAGGCUGGCUGGAUGAGGGGAAUGACUUAGACGUCGUUUACAACAAGAUGAUGACCGCUUCUGACGCUAGCCCGAAAGACAGGGUCUUGGAAUACACCCUCGCAGAUACGAUGAACAUCUUCAUCGGUUUGUAUAAUAAAAAGUACCCGAGUAAGGAGGUCGAUCCGGUCGGCUACCUAUUGAAAAGGGCCAAAGAUGACAGCGGCGUCGCGCUCAUGGUUUUUCAAGCAGCGGAUAUGGGUCUCCCUGUCCAGGCACUUCAGCACGAAGUACUUAGUAGGUGGAUGCAUUAUAGAACUUAUGAUCCGAACCAGCUUUCGGCAUAUUGCUUCCAGAAGCUCGGCAGCAAAGGAUCAUACUAUGCGGGCCUGAUGGAGAAGGACUUCGCCAAGUUUCGUAUCAAGAAUCAUGAUGUUCACGCCAAGCAAAUGGCAAGAAUCCAGGGUAACUUACGAGCCAGCUAA